Messenger RNA from Jaminaea rosea, 301 nucleotides. RefSeq lists its product as hypothetical. The transcript has a single exon. NCBI's taxonomy places the organism in Eukaryota, Fungi, Basidiomycota, Exobasidiomycetes, Microstromatales. Bases 105 to 284 code for a protein of 59 amino acids. The record is from RefSeq and is a predicted model, not a curated record.
GGCGUUGUGACAUCUCAUCGGCGCUGUUCUCAUCAUCUCAUUCGCUCUCUUUGCCCGCCCUUCUUCUUCUUCAUCGAUCGGAGUGGGGAGAUGGUUGGCAUGCCAUGGCAUUGAGCGGCGUCGAGUCGGGUCGAUUAAAGCGCAGCGCGUGGUGCGAGUACGCGGGCUUGGGCGUGCUUCUGCUGCUUUGCUUUGUCUCGUCGUCGUCGUCGUCCAAACACGCCCGCCCGGUGUACAUUCAGCAAAGCCAGCCCAGCCCGCCUGCCGCCAGUCCGCGCCGCUAGCUGCCUCUCAUCCAACG